AACUUCCGGAUUUGGAGCACGGAAGCAGUUCUUAUAAGGGAGUAUACGAUUCAUAAUGUUUUGUGGAUGAUUGUUAUAUGUAUUUUAAUAGUAGGUACCCGAUAACUGGCCUCCGGCCGGUGAUCGGAAUGUCUAGUCAAGAUAUGUAACUUGUAAGCGCUCGCGCAACAUUUUGUCAUUUAAAUCCAUAACUUAUUUGGUAAACAUCUAGGCGUUAAGCACAUUGUAUGUACAUUCGAUACAUGUUUAGUUUAGGUAUAAUUCAUUUGUAUUGAUGUAAAGGUCGCACUUUUUAUUCGACAUUCAACAAUAAACAUCGGAAACUCAAAGAAGCCUCAAUUCUCUAUUACACAGAGCUAAUUCCUCAGAACAGGAGAAAAGUAACGCAUUAAUCCUGUAACAGUUGGUGGAGACCUAAAAGAUCCCAGGUGUUGAUAGAUGUCAGCGCCAAGCAACGACAUCAGAGCUAGUGCAGCAAACAGAAUAACCAGCGACUACUGGCUGAGAGGUAGAGAUCAGUUCCGGCCAAGUUCGACGGAACACACAACCGACGAAGAUGCAAUAAGUCAUCAUUCGGACGAGGAAACAGGUAAACAAGUAAAGAUGUCUCCUUCAUUGGUUCUGUGUGUCCUUUUUCUCGCCAUGGCCUAUGGGAAUGUGGAAGGAACGCCAUACGAUAAAAUCAAAGAACUUUUUAAUUACGGUGCAACCUUUGAAGAAAAAGGCACCUUAUAUCCCUCAGGAAAUCAUUGGGUACACUACUUUGAAAUUGAAUUACAAACUUUUCCCUUUGUAUCGGAGAAACCUACGCCCUGUUCCAACUGUCCAUGGUACAGUGAAGCUAUGGUUGAGAUUUUGGCCUUACACCGACAGACAGCAGUAGAUGUCGGGACAAUUUUAGGCGAAAUUAAGUCAUUAUUACCCCAUCACUCAUUAGCGAGACUACCAAUGACUAGAAGGCGAAGAUCAUUUUUACCCUUCAUAGGAUCUCUUGCUAAAACUCUAUUCGGAACCUCUACUUCUUCAGAUUUGAACAGUUUAUCAAGAAAUGUGGCGUUGAUUAGAGCUAACCAACAGAAAAUGGCUAAAGCUACAGCUCAUCAAAUUGGUAUUUUUGCAGCAGCUAUUAGAAAUUUUGAUUCUAGAAUUGACAACAUUUUUCAAGGCAUAACAGAUAAUCAUGAGGCAAUUGAAAAGUUAGGUGAGAACUUUAAUAAUUCCCUAAUAUCCAGUCAGGUAGCCCAGGUCAAGUAUGGUAUCAGAUCAUUUUUAGAGAUUGAUUGGGCAGAUUUUGCUGUAGAAGAUAGUAGUUUUGCUCAGAAGUUUACAAUGCCUUCAAAGAUAUUGAAACGUCCAGGGGGAAAGUUUAUUCCCAGUGAUGUUUUCCUUGUAUGUGAAUGA
Messenger RNA from Ylistrum balloti, 1401 nucleotides. RefSeq lists its product as uncharacterized. Lineage: Eukaryota; Metazoa; Mollusca; Bivalvia; Pectinida; Pectinidae. The transcript is spliced from 4 exons. Bases 439 to 1401 code for a protein of 320 amino acids. The record is from RefSeq and is a predicted model, not a curated record.